AUGCAGAUUCCGACAGCACAAAUGACUGGCGUUCUUUGCCUCACAUUCUUCUUCAGUGCGCUUGCAAGGUCGGCGGAAUCCCGAUCGGUCGAAAGGAGGCAUUCAACAGGUACGCGACGCCUUUAACUUUGCGGACAUAUUUAUUGCCGUUUUUGCAAUCUGCCCAGAUUAUCCUCGAUAUGUAUACUUACCCUCAUAUUUUCAGAAUCGAAAGAACGAAUGAUCCGAGAGCCAGCAGCCCUAGCCGAGCUCAAAGCCCUAGUCAAACAAUGCAACUCGGACAAAAUGGCAAAGGCCCUUCAGAACCCGAACAUCUUCAGCGAGGAGUUCCAACUGCUGCGGAAGUGCCUCGCUCUUCUCCAAAUCCUCAGGCCCGAAUCUGACGUCGAGAUCACGACCAGUGUGUCCGUCGACGAACGACCAACGCCCGCUCACAGACACCGAAAUCAACAUGCCAAAAAGUCGAGGGAAUCGUCGGCGUCGGACGACCUGUCGUUUGUAUGA
Bursaphelenchus xylophilus (pine wood nematode) is the source of this 504-nucleotide messenger RNA. The record is from the annotation of a GenBank genome assembly. Lineage: Eukaryota; Metazoa; Nematoda; Chromadorea; Rhabditida; Aphelenchoididae.